Cucurbitaria berberidis CBS 394.84 is the source of this 1621-nucleotide messenger RNA. RefSeq names its product aldehyde dehydrogenase. The record is from RefSeq and is a predicted model, not a curated record. The transcript has 3 exons. The coding region runs from base 102 to 1559 and encodes 485 amino acids. NCBI's taxonomy places the organism in Eukaryota, Fungi, Ascomycota, Dothideomycetes, Pleosporales, Cucurbitariaceae. Gene Ontology annotation, molecular function: aldehyde dehydrogenase (NAD+) activity.
CGCCGGAGUUAGGUGUUAAUGCCAAGUGGUAUCCUACACCACCACAGGCACUUUCUUAGAUUAUCAAGGAGGUCUUCGAUCUGGAAGAUUACGAUCACAAAAUGAAGGGCCCGAUUGAAACACAGUUGUUUAUCAAUAAUAAGCUAGUUCCAGCCAGCGACAAUGCGACGUUCGAGCUCUUCUCGCCGCAUACGGGCGAUCUCGUCGCGAAAGUCGCUGAAGCCACGCUGGACGAUGUCAAUACUGCUGUAGAUGCCGCACAAGCUGCCUUCCCAGCAUGGAGCGCGCUUUCUCCGCAACAACGAGGCGCCCCGUUGAAGAAGAUGGGAGAGCUCGUCGUGUCGGAGAAGGAUGAACUUGCUCAAUUAGAUGCGAUUGCUAUGGGAAGACCAGUCAGCACGUACAUCGAUUCGCACUACGCAGCCACGCACUUCAACUACUUCGCCGAGGCAGCGUAUCCGCAGGGCCACACGAGCCUGAACACGCCCGGGUUUUUGAAUAUGAGUCUACGCCAACCUUUUGGCGUUGUAGCAAUAAUUAUCCCUUGGAACGCGCCACUUGUGUUCUUUUCCAAGAAAGUCGCGCCAGCCGUAGCGGCGGGGAAUUGUGUGGUUGUAAAGACUAGUGAGAAGGCGCCUUUAACUCCCUGGAAGGUAUCCCAAUGGAUAGAGAAAUGCGGGUUCCCACCAGGGGUCAUCAACGUUCUCUCGGGCCACGGUCAAGUCUCAGGCCAAGCCCUGGCCGAGCACAUGAAAAUCCGCGCAUUGUCAUUCACAGGCUCAACUCGCACUGGCCGCGCGAUUCAAAUUGCAUCCGCAAAAUCCAAUCUCAAAAAGGUCGUCUUCGAGCUCGGCGGCAAGUCGCCAGCCCUCAUCUUCGACGACGCAGACAUCGAGCAAGCAGCCAAAGAAACUGAGAACAGCAUCAAUUGGAACUCGGGCCAGACGUGCAUGGCAAAUAGCCGAAUAUACGUCCAAGCCAGCAUUAAGGACAAGUUCAUCGAAGCCUUCUCGAAACAUGCAAGGAGUAGGAAACUGGGCGAUCCUACGAGUAAGGAGACGAACCAUGGCCCGCAGGCAGAUAAAGUGCAGCAUGAGACGGUGAAGAAGUACAUCGUCAUUGGCAAGCAAGAAGCUGGAUCAACUAUCGAUACUGGUGCAGAAGCCAACAGCGACUCAAAGUCUUUGCUUGUCCACCCUGUGAUCUUCACCGAUGUUGCGGAAGACUCGCGCAUUGCAAAGGAGGAGAUCUUCGGCCCUGUCGUCCUUAUUAACACAUUCACUACCGAGGAAGAAGCGAUUCAAAAGGCUAAUGACACUGAGUUCGGACUGUAUGCUGCUCUGUACACGAAGGACCUUGAAAGAGCGGUGAGAGUGGGCAAGAAGCUGGAAAGCGGCAUGGUGGGCAUUAACUGUACGAGUCCGACGGGGUGCUGGGAUUUGCCAUUUGGUGGGUGGAAAGGCAGCGGCACAGGCAGGGAGAGUUUACUGGACAGUAUGGAUCAUUAUCUUGAGCAGAAGAGCUUGUAUGUGCGAGUAAGUGGGAUUGGAGGCUUAUAGUGUAAUAAAUAAACAUAUUUUAAAAUCGUAAUCGACGCCGAUACUUCAGCGUUAUUUACCAG